CGCAAUUCUCAUGUGAGACAUAUACAACCUAGUACUUAUUGCCAUUAUUGAAUAUUUCUAGAAUAUAUGAAUUUCUUUACAUGUUGUAACCUCGACCUUUGUAUCAUAAAUUAGUUCUGUCGUCAUAUAAAUGCCUGAUGAUCUACAGCAGUAUAUAAGUACUUCGUAAAUAGGAUGUCUGGGUACAUGGAGUGUCCAGUCCGAUUCGAUGUACAGGCUACAGCCAACCUACUGAAAGUCGUAAUAAGAGGACUUGAGAGUAGGUUGCUCUUGUUUUCUGUUUCUAUUAUAGACUAUAGUUGAGUCAUUCUAGUUCCUCCUAAGUUCCGCUAGCCCUAGUGCUGGGAAAUGACGACGUUUUCAUCCUCCUCGGCCGACUCGGGCGACAGCUAUGAUCAUAUAUAUCCUCGCAAUAUGCAUGCGUAAACAUUCAAGUCUCACUAUUCAGACACAUAUUCCCACCCGUUGGUUUCCCUGCUCUCCAUUAUCAACCUUAGCCUUUUCGCCAAUAUGAAGAUCCUCAUUGUCGGCGCGAGCGGGUCCAUUGGAGGUGAAGUUCUCCGUCACUGCCUCGCCCACCCAGACAUCUCGAGCGUAAUCGCGUUCGUACGUCGGGCUCUACCUGCCGACGUAUCCAGUCAUCCGAAGCUCGAGUGUGUUAUAAUUAAAGACUUCUUAAAAUGGCCAGAAGACGUAUUACAGGCACAUUCGGAUGCUGUGGGUAUGCUUUGGAACAUGGGAACCAAUACGGGGAACAUCCUCCCCGACUUGGAGUACCCCUUAGCUUUCGUAGAAAGUAUGGGACGAGUGCUGGAAACGAAACUCGACAGACCCUCUUUUAAAUACGUCCAUCUAAGCGGUAAAUUCGUCCGUCGGAACCAAGAAGAGAAGUUAUACUUCCUGGAAGAAGCACGCAAGAUGAAGGGCCGGCUCGAGAUUAAAACCUUUGCAUUCGCAGAGAGCCACCCUACUAUAUGGAAGACCUUCAUGGUUAGGCCAGGAGCAGUUGUAACUAAGGGAAUGAUGGUUCCUGGUGUGAUUUCUGGGGUGUUAGGAGAGAAUUUGAGUGUCCGAGUUGAAGUGUUGGCCGCAUUUAUGACGUAUCUUGCUAUCGAUGGUCAGGGGGAAGACUCUAGCAUUGAAAAUACGCGCAUAGCGAGAAAAGGGAGGGAGUUAUUGGAAGCCUUGGAAUUACGGAAAAAAUAACACCAAACAUUAGUAGAUGUAGAUAGGAUUUGAAGGCUUGUAUGAUCGUUGUAUUCCUGGUCUUUCACCUUUAUGG
This is a messenger RNA of Daldinia decipiens, 1282 nucleotides long. RefSeq lists its product as uncharacterized. The record is from RefSeq and is a predicted model, not a curated record. The coding region runs from base 511 to 1206 and encodes 231 amino acids. The transcript is spliced from 3 exons. NCBI's taxonomy places the organism in Eukaryota, Fungi, Ascomycota, Sordariomycetes, Xylariales, Hypoxylaceae.